AACGCUCUCUCGCGCAUCAGCCGGCGCACCGCAUGUUGCUACUGCUCAGCUUCAUGGAACAAGAACAAGGGUGGAUCACCGUCCGCUGACUGGAAGCCACCGUCGCCGCCACCGCCGCUGUCCCGUUUCGCACCGAGCCGUCUUUCUGUUCUUCCCCGUCACUCCGCGCAGUUAGCUGAAGCCGCCGAGGAUGUCCGUGGUCGGUUUUGACGUCGGCUUUCUGAACUGCUAUGUAGCGGUAGCCAGAGCCGGAGGGAUUGAGACUGUCGCCAAUGAAUACAGCGACCGAUGUACACCAGCAUGUGUUUCUUUCGGACCCCGGAAUCGAUCAAUCGGUGCAGCGGCCAAAAGCCAGGUCGUCACAAACUGCAAGAACACAGUCCAGGGAUUCAAGAGGUUUCAUGGCAGGGCUUUUUCAGAUCCGUUUGUGCAGCGCCUCAAAAACAGCCUGGUCUAUGAUAUCGCACAGAUGCCGACGGGAACAACAGGAAUCAAGGUGAUGUACAUGGACGAGGAGAAGGUGUUCAGCAUCGAGCAGGUCACCGCCAUGCUGCUGACCAAGCUGAAGGAGACGGCGGAGAAUGCACUGAAGAAGCCCGUGGCGGACUGUGUUGUGUCUGUUCCUUGCUACUACACCGAUGCUGAGAGGAGAUCGGUGGUAGACGCUGCUCAGAUUGCUGGACUGAACUGCCUGAGGCUCAUGAACGAGACGACUGCAGUUGCAUUGGCUUAUGGGAUUUAUAAACAGGAUCUCCCUGCUCCCGAGGAGAAGGCCAGGAAUGUGGUGUUUGUGGAUCUGGGUCACUCUGGGUACCAGACAUCAGUGUGUGCCUUUAAUAAGGGCAAACUGAAGGUCCUCGCCACUGCCUGCGACCCAGAGCUGGGAGGAAAGGAUUUCGACGAGUUCCUGGUGAAGCAUUUCUGUGAGGAAUUUGGCAAGAGGUACAAGCUGGAUGUGAAGUCGAAGCCCAGGGCUCUGGUCAGACUCUACCAGGAGUGCGAGAAGCUCAAGAAGCUGAUGAGCGCCAACUCCUCCGACCUGCCGCUCAACAUCGAGUGCUUCAUGAACGACAUCGAUGUCUCCGCAAAGCUGAACAGGGGGCAGUUUGAGGAGAUGUGUGCAGAUAUUCUAGCCAGAGUAGAGGCCCCCCUGCAGAGUCUGUUGGAGCUUUCCAAGCUGAAAAAGGAAGACAUCUAUUCAGUCGAGAUAGUCGGUGGAGCUUCCAGGAUCCCGGCCGUCAAAGAGCGAAUCAGCAAAUUCUUCGGGAAGGAGUUGAGCACCACACUGAACGCUGACGAGGCAGUGGCAAGAGGAUGUGCUCUGCAGUGUGCGAUUCUGUCUCCAGCCUUCAAAGUCCGGGAAUUUUCAAUCACUGAUGUUGUUUCGUAUCCCAUCUCUCUGAAGUGGCAUUCAUCUGUAGAGGAUGGUGUGAGCGACUGCGAGGUGUUCCCUAAAAACCACGCCGCACCUUUCUCCAAAGUACUGACCUUCUACCGGAAGGAGCCGUUCUCUUUGGAGGCGUACUAUAACUGCCCCAGUGAGCUGCCUUAUCCUGAUCCCACGAUUGGUCAGUUUAUGAUCCAGAAGGUGGUCCCGCAGGCGUCGGGGGAGAGCUCAAAAGUGAAGGUGAAGGUCCGGGUAAACAUCCACGGGAUCUUCAGCGUGUCCAGCGCCUCCCUGGUUGAAGUACAGAAGUCUGACGAGACCGAGGAGUCCAUGGAAAUAGACCAGGCCGCCGAAAAAGAAGGAGAGGCUAAGAUGCAGACUGAUCAGGAGGAGCAGCAGCCUCAGGGAGAAGCUCAGAAAGAGGCAGAAGAGAAGACGCCACAGGAGACCGAAGAGAUGGAGACCACUCCAGAGGAGAACAAAGGCGAGAAGAAGUCCGACCAGCCCCCGCAAGCCAAAAAGCCCAAAGUCAAAACAAAAGUGCUGGACCUCCCGAUCGAGAACAGCCCUCAGUGGCAGCUAGCAGACGACAUGCUCAACCUGUUUGUAGAGAACGAGGGCAAGAUGAUCAUGCAGGACAAACUGGAGAAGGAGAGGAACGACGCCAAGAACAACGUGGAGGAGUACGUCUACGACAUGAGGGACAAGCUGCACGGCAUGCUGAAGAACUUCGUCAGCGACUCUGACCGAGAUGCUUUGAGUUUAAAGUUGGAGGAUACUGAGAACUGGCUGUAUGAAGAGGGAGAGGACGAACCCAAGCACAAGUACAUCGACAAGCUGGCCGAGUUAAAGAAACUGGGCCAGCCCAUCCAGGAGAGGUACACAGAGGCCGAGGAGAGACCCAAAGCCUUCGAGGACCUGGGGAAACAAAUCCAGCAGUACAUGAAAUUUGUAGAAGCCUACAAAAUGAAGGAGGAGCAGUACGACCAUUUAGACGAGGCAGACGUCACCAAAGUGGACAAACUGACCAACGAAGCCAUGAUCUGGAUGAACAGCGCCAUGAACCAGCAGAGCAAGCAGAGCCCCACAGUGGACCCCUCCAUCAAAGUCAAAGACAUACAAGCAAAAACAAGGGAGCUGUUCGCCGUUUGCAACCCCAUCGUGACCAAGCCCAAGCCCAAGGUGGAGCUUCCCAAAGAAGACACGCCUGCAGAGCAGAACGGGCCCGUCAACGGACAGGAGAAGCCCCAGGAGGAGAGCGCCGGCAAGGGAACAAGCGAGAGCACGGGCAACCCCGCCUCAGAGACCACGGAAAGCAAGCCCGACAUGGACCUUGAUUAAAGCAGCCUCCUGGAGCAAAGCUCCGCCGGAGCCGAGUGUUUCAGAUCGAGAUGCAGCCUGGCUGUAAAUCAGAGCCGCUGAGGUGUUGGGAGGAACUGCACUGCGGGGUGGAUUUUCCUUUUUUCUUCUUCAGCACACUGAGCCCAGCUCCCGGUGGUAUCUCUGUCUCAUGACAUAGCAUGCCCUCUUCUCUUUCUGGAUGACAUAAAUCAAACGCCAGCUGCAAUAAUUCUGUUUGACAAUGAGCGCUGUACACAUGAUGGUAUUUAUUUCUGUUGUGUGCUCUGUAAGUGUUCUGGUCUGUGUCACAAUAUGGUUUUAAUAAAGGUAUCGAAAAUCUCGUC
Messenger RNA from Salarias fasciatus (jewelled blenny), 3072 nucleotides. RefSeq names its product heat shock protein 4b (gene hspa4b). Gene Ontology annotation, molecular function: ATP binding; ATP-dependent protein folding chaperone. The transcript is spliced from 19 exons. Gene Ontology annotation, cellular component: nucleus; cytosol. Gene Ontology annotation, biological process: protein folding. The coding region runs from base 191 to 2728 and encodes 845 amino acids. Lineage: Eukaryota; Metazoa; Chordata; Actinopteri; Blenniiformes; Blenniidae. The record is from RefSeq and is a predicted model, not a curated record.